Eutrema salsugineum is the source of this 1839-nucleotide messenger RNA. RefSeq names its product zinc finger BED domain-containing protein RICESLEEPER 2-like. The record is from RefSeq and is a predicted model, not a curated record. Bases 1 to 1839 code for a protein of 612 amino acids. The transcript has 3 exons. Gene Ontology annotation, molecular function: DNA binding. NCBI's taxonomy places the organism in Eukaryota, Viridiplantae, Streptophyta, Magnoliopsida, Brassicales, Brassicaceae.
AUGGAUUCAAAUCCAGAAGACUCGAACAUGAAUGAAGAUCCUGAUAUUGAUAUGGAUGAUGAGUUAGAGGUGACAGAGGAUGAAGCUGAGACUCCUACGCCUACUUCUGCAAGUAAAGGGAAAGGGAAAAAGAAGGUUACUGCUAAGGGAAAAAAAAGAACAAGAUCAUUUGUUUGGGACCACUACACAAGAACGAAGGCGAACUAUGACAAGUCAAAGAAUUCGAAUCAAGAGCAACUAGAUCCUGAUGGUAUGAAGCUUUGUAGAGUAUCUGAUGCUGUGGUGAGAGAGGCUACGAAUGAGAUGAUAGUGAUAGGUGAGUUGCCUCUUUCGUUCGUGGAAUGCUUGGCUUGGAGGCAUUUUUGCAACAUAGUGAAAUUGUGCAAGCCUGUAUCUCGGAGAACAUCUACAAGGGACAUCUACGAGAUGCUUGUGAGGAAGAAGACACUGAUGAAGAAGGUGCUUGGCGAUCGCAAGCAGAGAUUGUCCCUGACCACUGAUAUAUGGACAGCUCCCACCACCAACUCUAGCUACAUGGUAAUCACUGCCCACUUCAUUGACCGAGAUUGGCAGUUGAAGCAUUUGAUCAUCGGAUUCAAGCAUGUUUGUGAUCACAAAGGAAAAAAAAUUUAUGCUGCUCUUAUAGAUUGUUUAGCUGAUUGGGAGAUCAAGAAAGUCUUUUGCAUCACAGUUGACAAUGCAACAGCCAACUCCUCUGCCAUUGGAAGAUUUAAGCAACAAUUUACUCAAGUUGGAGCAGAUUCUCUGGUUCUCGGUGGUGAGUACUUACACGUACGGUGUAGUACUCACAUUAUCAAUCUCAUAGUGAGAGAUGGACUGCACGAUCUGGACAAGCAUGUCUGUGCCAUUCGGAAUGGUGUGGGCUUUGUGAGGUCUUCAACACCAAGGCAGAUGUCUUUUGAGCUGCGGGUUGACACUGCAAAGAUGACAAGGGGGAGUCUGUCUCUCGAUUGCAAGACCAGGUGGAACUCGACAUAUCUAAUGUUGAGUAGGGCUAUGGACUUCAGGCUUGCAUUUGAGAAGAUGGUUGCUGAGGACAAGCUGUAUAAUGACUACUUUAAAGAGAGAGUGGAUGGGACGAAGAGGAUUGGACCUCCUGUUCAAGAAGAUUGGGACGAGAUAGACAGGUUUCUAAACUUCCUCAUCAUCUUCUACAAUGCUACGUUAGUGCUUUCUGCUACUAAUUCACCUCGUGCACAUAAGUGUUAUAAUGAGAUAUUGACCAUAGAAAGAAACUUAGUCUUAUUGACCCUUGAUCCUGAUACUGAGUUGAAGGAGAAAGCCGAUGAUAUGAUGUCUAAGUUAGGGAAGUAUUGGAAUCCAUUUGGGUUUGAAACAGAAAUGAAUAGGAUGUUGAUAGUGGCUAGUGUGUUCGACCCAAGGAACAAAAUGAAGUUUGCUAAGCUUUGUUUUGAGAAGCUAUAUGGACCAGAUAGUAUGGUUGCUAAUGAAAUGUAUGAUUCGGUCAUGGAAAUUCUGAAGAUGUUGUUUGAAGAGUAUAAUGGUAAGAUUGGUAGUUCCUUGAACAGAACCUCAAAUGCAUCAACUUCUGCUACUUCUGAUCCGACACAAGCAAGUGGAUCAUCAUCUCAGCCUCGGUCUCAAGAGUUAGGUAGAAGCAGAAACCGCAGAAUGGAAUUAGCUGGUCGAACACGUUAUGAGAGAAUGGAUCUGGUUUACAUGGAGCUGGUGCAAGAAACCGGAUUUCAAGAAGUUUCUACUGAGCUUGAGUUGUAUCUGUCCGAGAAUGUGGAAAAUCCACACAUUUUCGAAGGAACAGAGUAUGAUGUUCUAUCAUGGUGGAAAAGCAAUGGCUGA